This is a messenger RNA of Andrographis paniculata, 544 nucleotides long. RefSeq lists its product as uncharacterized. The transcript has 3 exons. The record is from RefSeq and is a predicted model, not a curated record. Bases 62 to 367 code for a protein of 101 amino acids. Gene Ontology annotation, molecular function: receptor serine/threonine kinase binding. NCBI's taxonomy places the organism in Eukaryota, Viridiplantae, Streptophyta, Magnoliopsida, Lamiales, Acanthaceae.
UGCUACUGUUAAUAAUUAUACACAGCUUUAAACUUGCAGAGCAUAAUACCUUCAUACAUCAAUGGCGAAACCUGCUGCUGUACCAUUCCUGCUCCCCAUCCUCCUCCUCCUCUCAGUUAUUUCCAUUUCUGCUGCUGCUUCUGAAUGCGGUUGCAGAAAGAAGGAAGCUUCAAUAAUGGAAAGUACUCUUCACAGAAAGUUAUUAUUGGAGAAAAUGGUGAUUGGUGAUUUUGGGAAGAACAAGAAGAAGAUGACUAUUAGGGCAAAAGAUCAGCAGCAAGAGGAUUGGGAGCUCCGGAGGGUCCCGGCGGGUCCCGACCCUUUGCACCAUAACGGUCAGGACCCCCACAAGCCCACCACUCCAUAGUCCAUAAUCAAAACCCUACCCUACCCUACACUACCCCUACCCUAUUAUAUAUCCGUAUCUAUGUGUAUCUAUAUAUGCAAUGCAUAUAUAUUAAUCCUCGUACUUAAUAUAUAUAUAUAUAUAUAUUUGUGUUUAAUUUUGUUUGUAAUGUUGUGGUGGUGAAUUGAACAUAUAACU